AUGAUGCGCAGCCGUUCCAAAGAGGCAGACGCCACGGAGCUUGACAUGCAGGCAUCAUCCAUAUCCGUGCGUGUCGCCUGGGAGCAUUUAUACACGGACACGAUGCUGUGCGCUGCACUGACGUCUCCCUCUCAUGCAACGUGCCUAUGGCGGUGUACCCGCUUCGUGGGGGCGAGCGGCCCUCAGUCGCACGGCACAGACGGCCUCCGCGGCCCUCGCACAGCUGGAUUCUACGCGGACACGCCGGCACACACCCGGAGGGCAGCUGAUCCCGCCGGAAGGUCGCGUACGACGCCGCCACGACGAUACACACACGGCCCGUCGCCAGGACAGACACCAACUCAACCCCUGUCUACUGGGUCAAAACGCUUCGAAAGCCCGUUACACAGCGAAAUAUUGGUUACAAAACGCAGUAGAAGGCUCGCAACGGAGUGUGCGAACAGACGCUCCGGCUUGCAGCGACGCACAUAG
Messenger RNA from Babesia bigemina, 471 nucleotides. RefSeq lists its product as hypothetical. Bases 1 to 471 code for a protein of 156 amino acids. Lineage: Eukaryota; Apicomplexa; Aconoidasida; Piroplasmida; Babesiidae. The record is from RefSeq and is a predicted model, not a curated record. The transcript has a single exon.